CUAAAGAAGGCGGUGCUAGGUAGGUAGCACGAGGCUACUUGAUUCAUUUGUCAAGUGUGGUAAUGGCAAUGCACUCUAAAAUGAAUGGCAUUUGGAGAGUUUCCCCACACUUUUCAUGACUGAAGAAGAAAGAGGAAACGUUUAGCUCUCGAGGAUAUGGAGGGGCAUGAAGAGGAGAGAGUGUGUGGGAAAUGGAGGGUUGCCUGCGGUUUGAACAGUUAUAACUUGAGGGAUGUCUUCACAUGGCAUCUGCUGAAGACCAUUAUCAUGGGGCAGGUCUUGUCCCUGCUGAUCUGUGGAACAGCAGUGAGCUGUCAGUACCUGGCCAAUGCCAAGGUGGAGACGCCCAUGCUGCAGAGCUUCCUCAACUACGUCCUGCUGCUGCUUGUUUAUACAACCAUCCUCGGCACCCGCAAAGGUGACAGGAACCUCCUACAAAUUCUUAAAACCAAGUGGUGGAAGUAUUUGUUGAUGGGUCUGGCAGAUGUGGAGGCCAACUAUGCGGUUGUGAAAGCCUAUCAAUUCACCACCCUGACAAGUAUCCAGCUGCUGGACUGCUUUGUGAUCCCUGUGCUGAUGGUGCUUUCCUGGUUCUUCCUUAAGACUCGCUACAGACUGGUCCACUUUGUAGCCGUGUCGGUCUGCUUGUUGGGGGUGGGAGCCAUGGUGGGAGCUGACAUUCUGGCUGGAAGAGACCAGGGAUCCACCAGUCAUGUGGUGCUGGGAGAUGGUUUGGUCCUGCUCAGUGCCGCCCUCUAUGCUGUAUCCAAUAUGUGCCAAGAGCACACAGUGAAGAACUUGAGCCGGGUCGAAUUCCUGGGCAUGAUGGGCCUCUUUGGGACGCUCAUCAGCGGCAUACAGCUAGCUGUACUGGAAACCUGUGCAGUAGCGGCAAUAGAAUGGAACUUUCACAUUUCCAUGCUGUUUGCAGUCUACGCCCUGUGCAUGUACGCGCUCUACAGCUUCAUGCCUGUAGUGGUGAAGAUGACCAGCGCUACUGCAGUCAACCUCUCCCUGCUCACCGCCGACCUCUUCAGCCUCUUCAGCGGCAUCUUCCUCUUCAACUACACAUUUUCAACCCUGUACAUCAUCUCAUUUGUUGUCAUCACUGUGGGUUUCGUCAUGUUCAACGCCCUUCCUACGUACUCGGCUUUACCGGAGUCCAGCUCCAGUGAGGACGACCCCGCCGAGGUGUUUGCUGACCGGACAGAUGAGAGCCCCUCAGACCAUUUACUGUCCGCAGGCAGAGACAGUCAGGGAGCGGAGACACUCACUGCUGUGACUGCAUUGUGACUGAAGCUGACUGAAGACAGAGGGAGGUAGCUAAAAGUUGAUAGACUGCACCACUCAGGUGUAUUUAGCCUCCAUUAUAGGUAACUUUGAAGAGGACUCUCAGUUUGAACAUUGCCAUUGAGACAGAAGUACAUGUUUUCUUGUACUGGGCUGGAAACUUAACUUGUUUUUGGUAUUUAUUAUCAAAGAAAAUGCAGUCGGUACCAUGUGACAUCUCAUUGCUUGUGGUAGUUAACUGUUUACAUUGACACAUUUUUCAUUCCUAUUUUUAGGUUACGUCAUUUAUAAAAGAAGAAAUUUGUUAUUAACCGUGAUCAAAUACCCGAUGUUAAACACAAUGUGCUAUUUAUUGUGCCAAAACGGAUGUUACCACUUUUCUUCUACUUUCUU
This is a messenger RNA of Etheostoma cragini (Arkansas darter), 1683 nucleotides long. RefSeq names its product solute carrier family 35 member F2-like. The coding region runs from base 157 to 1293 and encodes 378 amino acids. Gene Ontology annotation, biological process: transmembrane transport. The transcript has 9 exons. Gene Ontology annotation, molecular function: transmembrane transporter activity. The record is from RefSeq and is a predicted model, not a curated record. Gene Ontology annotation, cellular component: membrane. Lineage: Eukaryota; Metazoa; Chordata; Actinopteri; Perciformes; Percidae.